AUGUAUCCCACUCGGAUUCUGCGGAUGCAGGCCGCUCGGCCUCUCUACCACCCUUCUCCGAAGGAGCCUCACAGCGCCCACACUAUCUCGCAGCGUUUGCGCCAGAUCAAGAGGACCCCCCCGGAGUUGAUCCCUCUCGGUAUUGUCCUUGGUGUCGCUGUCGGUGCCGCCAUCUACUCCAGCGCCCACAAGCUGUUGUCUGACAAGACCCUGCGUCUCUACCGCAACAGCCCCGAGAGCCGUGAGCACUAA
This is a messenger RNA of Penicillium alfredii, 252 nucleotides long. RefSeq lists its product as uncharacterized. Lineage: Eukaryota; Fungi; Ascomycota; Eurotiomycetes; Eurotiales; Aspergillaceae. Bases 1 to 252 code for a protein of 83 amino acids. The transcript has 5 exons. The record is from RefSeq and is a predicted model, not a curated record.